Leptonychotes weddellii (Weddell seal) is the source of this 2183-nucleotide messenger RNA. The record is from RefSeq and is a predicted model, not a curated record. NCBI's taxonomy places the organism in Eukaryota, Metazoa, Chordata, Mammalia, Carnivora, Phocidae.
AUGGGCUCGUCAAGGGGGAAGGAAAAGAGUGACAAACUAGCGCUGGAAGAAACUGCAUUUGAAGAAAUGGAAAGGGAUUUUCAGGAGGUUCUCAAUGAACUUUCAGGGGACAAAAGUCUGGAGAAAUUUAGAAUAGAAUAUGAGAAGCUUCAUGCUGUCAUGAAAAAGUCUUACGACAAUGAAAAGCGUCUGAUGGCCAAAUGCAGAGAGCUAAAUGCAGAGAUUGUGGUUAAUUCCGCGAAGGUCGCCACUGCCCUGAAGCUCUCCCAGGAUGAUCAGACCACCAUUGCAUCCCUGAAGAAGGAAAUCGAAAAGGCCUGGAAGAUGGUGGACUCAGCCUAUGACAAAGAGCAGAAGGCAAAGGAGACGAUCCUUGCCCUGAAAGAGGAAAUAGUGAACCUAACCAAACUAGUGGAGCAGGGGUCUGGACUGUCCAUGGACCAGGAUAGCAAAAAGCUAAAGGCCCUAUUUCAAAAGUCCCUGGUCCGUUCCCCUAUGGCCGGAGACAAUAUGCUUAAGGCGGUCAGUGCGACCCAGAAACAGAUAGACCUGGUAAAGCUCCAUGAGCAAGCCAAGAAGAACCUGGAGGAAGAAAUCCAGAACUAUAAGGAUGAGGCUCAGAAGCAGAGAAAGAUCAUCUUUCAGCUGGAAAAGGAGCGAGAUCGGUACAUCAAUGAAGCCAGUGACCUGACCCAAAAGGUCCUCAUGAACAUGGAAGACAUAAAAAUCCGUGAAAUGCAGAUUUUUGACUACAGGAAAAAAAUUGCUGAAUCAGAGACUAAAUUAAAACAGCAACAGAACCUGUAUGAAGCUGUGAGGUCAGACAGGAAUCUGUAUAGCAAAAAUCUGGUUGAGGCUCAGGAUGAAAUAACAGAAAUGAAGAGAAAAUUAAAGAUUAUGACCCAUCAGGUAGAUCAGCUGAAAGAAGAAAUCUCAGCCAAAGAGUCAGCACUUGUGAAGCUACAUCUGGAACAGCAGCGGAUAGAGAAGGAGAAGGAAACUUUGAAGGCCGAGCUGCAGAAGCUAAGACAACAAGCUCUGGAGACCAAACACUUCAUUGAAAAGCAGGAAGUGGAAGAGAGAAAACUCCUGCGAAUCAUUGCUGAGGCUGAUGGGGAGAGGCUGAGACAGAAGAAGGAAUUAGACCAGGUCAUCAGCGAGAGAGAUAUCCUCGGGUCUCAGCUUGUCCGGCGCAAUGAUGAGUUGGCUUUGCUCUACGAGAAGAUCAAGAUCCAACAGUCUGUGCUGAAUAAAGGCGAGAUCCAGUACAACCAGAGGAUGGAGGACAUGAGAAUUCUCAAACUUGAGAUUAAGAAACUUCGCAGAGAAAAGGGGAUUCUUGCCAGGAGUGUGGCUAAUGUCGAUGAACUGAGGCAGGAGCUUUUCCACAUGCAAAGAGAAUUCUUGAAGGAGAGGACACGAUGUCGAGCCCUGGAGGAGGAGUUGGAGAACCCCAUGAAUGUGCACAGAUGGAGGAAGCUUGAGGCCAGUGACCCCAGCACCUUUGAGCUGAUACAGAAGAUUCACACCCUGCAGAAACGUCUCAUCGGCAAGACGGAAGAGGUGGUUGAGAAAGAGCUGCUCUUGCAGGAAAAAGAGAAACUGUAUGUGGAACUAAAGCACAUCCUGGCCCGGCAGCCCGGUCCCGAGGCCGCAGAGCAACUACAGAUCUACCGCCACACGCUGCGGGAGAAGACCAAGCAGCUGAAAGUUUUGUCUUCAGAGUUGAAUAUGUAUGAAUCACAGAGCCAAGAAUAUAAAUAUGAGAUCGAGAAACUUACCAAUGAACUGAUGAACUUAAAGAAGAAAUACCUAGCUCAGAAGCGUAAAGAAUACAUUCAGAAAAAUAAGGACAGAGUACCCAUGGAUAACACCUUCUCAACGGCCAAGCCAACUGGCCCUCGUUUUACUGGGGGUGGAUUUCCCCUCAACAGGCCAUCCAAAGUGAAGUCCUAACCUGAAGCUCCUGGCUGGGUGCAUUUGAACAGCUCAUGAAAUUCGCUUUGAAACAUUUUGGAGGAAUCUCUUUCAAAUCCCUUGGAUCCUAAGUAUUUAGAGAAAUCAGUGCUCAAAUUCCAGGAUGAAAAGAAAUACAAAACUAUCAUCGUCAUGUACAUGUAAGAGUGAUGACAUUCUACUUGGUCCUCAUGGAUAUUAACAGAUUGUAAUUAUAUCAUUCAAUU